This is a messenger RNA of Cladocopium goreaui, 1758 nucleotides long. Lineage: Eukaryota; Dinophyceae; Suessiales; Symbiodiniaceae. The record is from the annotation of a GenBank genome assembly.
CUCAAAUCUUACCCGUUCCCCUUACAUAGCUCUUUACUAACGCCAUGGCCACGCUGCUAUUUCCCAACUGAAUCGUUCGAAGCCACAUGAAACGGAAAAGUGUGGUAGCAGUUGUGCUUUGCGUGACCUCAGUUGAUGGCUAUAGCCCUGAGUCAAGUUGCAAUGCAGACGUCCCAACGACGCUAACAUCGGCCUUAGUGCAGACGAAGCGACCUCUCUCCAAAGCAAGAGCUAGUGAGGCUACAUCCAGUCCACGAAGUUCAUUUGAAACGGCACCCGCUAGGCUUCCUCCCAGCAGUUUCCCACACGUGGCGAAGGUGCAACACUCGCCCAAGGCCGAGGCGGUGACGCCUGCGAAUUUCCAACCUGACCUUCUGGUUUGGCCCACUUUGUCAGUGGCCUUCACAUUGUGCAGUGCUGUAGUGCUCUUGGCCAUGACGGUGAGGGACAAAGUUCCAGCUCCUGUUUUCCAAGGACAUCAAGGCUAUCAAAGAUGCACCAGAUCUUUGAGCGUUUGGGAUGGCACCAUGUCCAUUCUUUCUGGCGUUAUGGGCGUUGGCGUUUUGUCGAUGCCCUACGUCUUUUUACGAGCUGGGCUAAUUGCAGCGCCGCUGAUCGUGCUGGUGGUCCUUUGUUCAGCCUACACUGCGCACUUAUUAGUUUGGGCUUUGCAAGCGCAACCCUCAUUGCUGACGGCAAGUGACUUCAAAGGCAUCGCUCCCGACUUCUUUUUGGAGAGAGCCUGCGCACAAUCAAGGUCCAAGCUCUACUCAUGGGGCUCAUUGGUGGAAAAUGCCUUUGGCCCGCGAGCACGCAUAGCUGCCAACGUCUUUCUGGCGCUGGAGACAUGGGGAUAUUUGUUGAGCUACAUCGUUGGGGCUUCCAUGAACAUCAGCCAAAUUUUUGGCGAUGAAAAGUCCCAGAAUUUGGCCAUUCUGCUCUCUGUGGCCUUUGCAUAUAUCUUGGCCACUCCGUGGAGUGCCUUGAACGUCAUUUCCAAUGCUGUAUACGUUUGCUGCUUUGUGAUGCUGAUCCUUUCAGGAUGUUUACUUCCAGAGCGAGCGCCGUGGAGCGAGGUGAAGACUCAUGAUGCACAAGGGCUCCUCUCUGUGUUUGGGAUCUUGGUCUUCAGUCCAGCUGCACACGCCUUCUUUCCUGACAUUCAAAGACGGAUGCGGCAACCCGAGCUCUUUCCUAUCUGUUUGAAGGCGGCCUAUGCCGCUGCAGCCAUUUUCUACUUGAGCGUUGGGCUGGCAGGAUAUUUGCUCUUUGGCUCUGCAGUGCAGCCUAGUGCCAUCCAAAAUGUUGGUUGGACCCUGGACUUUCAGCCGAUCCCUCGGAUGCAUUGGUUGGCUGUAGCUUGUGCUGCUGGUAUGGCCAUUCGGCUGCUGGUGAUGCAGGCUUUCGUGCUGCCAACACUGACCUCAUCUCUGCAAGGGCUGUUGGGCACCAGAGAGCAAGCAGCGCGUGAUGCUCCAGGCUUCUUCCUGCCUUGCAUUUUGGCUGCUUCUGCAGGAUUAGCCGCCUUCUUUUCAGCACAAGUGGCAUUGCUGUUGAACUUUUUGGGCGGUGCCAUUUGUGCACAUAUUGCGUUCACGAUGCCGGUGCUGUGCUACUGGAAGUUGUCCAGGCAAUCCCGGCGGCUGCCAUGGUAUGAGCAGUUUGGCCUGGCUUUGGUGUUCCUCACGGGCUGCUGCCUCUCAGUGAUGGGCACUUUGAGCUUUGUUUGGCCAAAUGUAUUGCAUGGAACCUGAGGAG